AUGAAAGCUAAAAACCGGAAACGCACUAACGAUAACAACAAGUUUUCGUCUCAUGUUUCGCCCAAGAAGCAGAAGGCCAGUGACAAGGACUCUCGAGAGUCGAAUACACGAUCUAGUCGAACAAUUUCUCCCAGAAAUAAUACCGCAAUGCCGGAUAAGUUCGAUACGAGAUUGCUACCCAAGAUAGUGUGGGUGAUGUAUGAAACCGAAGGACUUUGGUGGCCUGGGGAGAUAAUAAACGAGGACAAGUCUGAAAUUCCUCUCAAAGUAAAAUGCUUCGUUGGGAUAAGACCAAACACAGUAGAAAUUUCCGAUCCAUCUUCAGAGUGCAUCGUCCCCUUUCAUCAUUCGUUAUCGUCCACAUUUUACGAAGAUGGAAUAAAGUCUAGUCGAAAAAAAGAAUUUUUAAGGGCUUUUGAACUGGCUCAAGAGAAAGAUGUCGAGGAUAACGAUGGAUUACCUAGCGCAGAUUGGGCAAUACAAACUGUGGCCUCUCCUAAGAAGCAGAAACUGCAAAGGAAAAAUAUAGGAAUGAAUGGAAGUAAGAACGACAAGCUUAUAGCGGUUGGACAAUCAAACGAUGACAAGAUGCAAGACGGUGAUGCUACCGAGAUAUCAAAGUUGGAUACGAGUUUGAAGAUACCGGGUGAACCGGUCUUGGCACAUUAUCGAAAGAAUAAAUUAUAUUAUCCAGCAAGAAUAGAUGAAUACAGAGAGCCGAAUAAAUAUCGAAUAACUUUCCUCGAUGGAUCACACAACACCUGCAGACGUGAUGAAUUCUACACAAAAUAUGAGAAAAAAUUCCAAACUUGUCCGCUAGGACUCUUCACAGUCGACGAAGAAGACCCUAACUACUACGAUUCAGAUCUCCAUAAAAUGGUCGAAGAACUUGCUCCCAUACUCUGUCGAGUGGCAUCAGGAAAUGAGAGUGUCGCUUGGAGAUACAAGAAUUUCAUUGAGGGGGGCAAGGCGCGUCAACGAUUAGCGUCAAGUGUUUCUCACGGUCCAUUCGCAUUGUCAGAAAUUGGAUUCAUAGCGAAAUUACUCCGUGCAAUGUUUGUUCCAGAGGUUGCAGCAUCAAUUGACGAAAAGAUAAACUCUGAGGACUUACCUUCGACUGUCACAGCACAAAUCGAUAAAAAUAGUCCGUUCCACGAAUUUUCGAACGAACUGAAAUUACGCUUCGUUCAUGAUGUCUUAGUACCAGAGACUAUAACGCGUUUGAUUAUGAAUCAUGAAGAAGUAAGCUAUGAGGAAGCUGAGCACAUGGUGGUUCAUGAAUAUGAAGACGUAGGAAGUAGUAAAGCGUUAUUUUCUAAUAUAGGAAUGGCUAGGGGUAAGCAGAAGGAACAAGCAAGAGAAAAAGCACAGAAACUAGCCGAGACAAGACAAGGUGGGAAGUCACAGCUGGCAGCGCGCGCGGCUGGACUUCAAUUGAAAUGUCCUGUUUGUAAAACACCAGCCGCCAAUUACAAGAUUAUUGUUAAACACAUGGAGAAAAGGAAAUGGGACCCGACAGGUGCGUUAUGCAUAUUCUCUACUGAAGAGCUAGCAAAAAAUGAGCAUAUCGGAACUCACUCAGUAUACUUACAAGUUGUUAACGAAUUUGCGGGUGACAGAAAGAGGACUCAAGCACGAAGGCGCCUCCCAGAUUAUUUCAAAUUCAGACCUACUCAAAAAAGUGGCCGCCGAGAAGUUAUAAAUUUCGUAGCGUUAGACAAGAAUAAGUCGGAAGAAACCAUCAAAGACUUAGCACAACGAAUUUUACGAGACAAACUUAGUUAA
Molecule: messenger RNA, 1785 nt
Organism: Paraglomus occultum
Lineage: Eukaryota; Fungi; Glomeromycota; Glomeromycetes; Paraglomerales; Paraglomeraceae
Source: the annotation of a GenBank genome assembly